Messenger RNA from Aspergillus wentii DTO 134E9, 1197 nucleotides. Its product is annotated as SDR family oxidoreductase. NCBI's taxonomy places the organism in Eukaryota, Fungi, Ascomycota, Eurotiomycetes, Eurotiales, Aspergillaceae. The coding region runs from base 1 to 1197 and encodes 398 amino acids. The transcript is spliced from 3 exons. Gene Ontology annotation, molecular function: oxidoreductase activity, acting on the CH-OH group of donors, NAD or NADP as acceptor. The record is from RefSeq and is a predicted model, not a curated record.
AUGCCCUCAUUGCCGCGACACCUGACGCCAAGGACUCGGCUAGAAGCCAUUCGCCUCCUUCCCUCCUCUUCUUCUUCAUCCUCGACCCGCGAUAAGAAAUGGCACGAAUAUCUCACCCUAGAUGUUGUCCUGAUCGUGCUAAACCGCACCAUAUUCCAUCCCUGGGUCGCAUGGAUCCUGGUUCUUAGUCUCCGCGCCCAAGUCACCCCCUACACGGAUCUCGCUUUUAUCAUCGCGACAGGCUACGCGAUUUUCUUGACUGUGUUGGCUGUUGCGGGGGUCUUCAAUGAGAGGAUUGCGUAUGGGCUGCCUCGAAUAGUCGACUUGAGUGAGGAGGUCGUCGUGAUCACCGGGGGUGCGAGCGGACUUGGUCUGCUUAUUGCUCAGAUCUAUAGUCUGCGUGGGGUGAAUGUUGCCGUGUUGGAUGUGAGAGAGGUAGCCGAGAUUGAAGGCUGGGAUGAGGUUUCUGGAGCGGAAUACUAUAAGUGCGAUGUUGGAAAUCGGAAGGAGGUGGAAAUGACGGCCAGGAGGAUCGAGAAGGAUUUGGGCACGCCAACGGUGUUGAUCAACUGUGCUGCGGCAGGAAUCAAUGGCAAACCGUUUCUAUCGAUACCUGCUGAGGCCUUCCAGAAAACGAUCCGUACAAACCUCCUUUCCGUUUUCCACACCAGUCAAGUCUUCUUGCCUGGCAUUUUAUCCGCAGAGAAUGGAGGGACCAUUGUCAAUGUCAGCUCUGUGUUGGGUCAUCUGUCCGCGGCCGGCCUUUCUGACUACUCGGCAAGCAAGGCUGGUCUCAGCUCUCUCCAUCGGACGUUAGAGGCCGAGCUUCGCGCCUCAGGUGACGAUGAAAGAGUGAAAAUGUUACUGGUCGAGAUAGGCCAGAUGGCAACACCGCUUUUUAACUGGAUCAAGACACCAAGCAAUUUCUUUGCACCUGUUCUCGAACCGGUUCAUGUCGCCCAGCAGAUCGUUUCUGCAAUCGAUAAUGGAAGAGGUGGAGUGAUCAGAUUGCCCGCCUUCGCUGCUCUGAUCAACUGGUAUGCAGUUCUACCUGUAGGCCUGCAAAAGAUUGCUCGGUCGUUGAGUGGAAUCGAUCGGGCUGCAUCAGACGCCUCACCCAAAGCACGUUCACAGGAUCAUGGCGCAUCAACGAGACCGCAAACACAAAGUGACAUGGAAUCUGAAGAUACGGACUGA